Molecule: messenger RNA, 4840 nt
Organism: Panonychus citri (citrus red mite)
Lineage: Eukaryota; Metazoa; Arthropoda; Arachnida; Trombidiformes; Tetranychidae
Product: transcription factor Ken 1-like
Exons: 5
Coding region: 1854-3266 (470 amino acids)
Biological process (GO): regulation of transcription by RNA polymerase II
Cellular component (GO): nucleus
Molecular function (GO): protein binding
Source: RefSeq, a predicted model, not a curated record
UGAUUUACCUUUACUUAUAUUUUUGAAUUUAUUUGUAUUCUAGUUGCUAAGGGGGAAGGAGAAAAGGAAGAAGCUCCUUCUUUACCACAACAUCUUGGACCUUACCAAACGAUCUAAAUCAGUUUGUUUGCAAAAAUUUCAUUUGCCAGCAUUCACUGGAAAUUGAGAUCUAAAAUUCAUUAAAUCAAUCUCUCGGGCCAAACCAUGCCCUGUACUUUAAUGAUUCUUCAAUUUUAGUGGUUGAAUUUUCAGAAUUUUAUAAAUCGUGGUUUUUAAAGACAAAACAAGCUGCCUGUCGGGUCUGGGGUUUUUUUUCCAUAGGAAACUCUCCUUCACUUGUUAAUUAUUCACUAAUCAUUGAAUUUAAAACAGUUUCUUAUCCUUGAGUUAAUUAAUUCCAGUGAUUACUAAUCAAAAGAAUCAUCAACCUCAUCGAAUGUCCUUUUUUUCAACCAAAUUUCUCAUCCCAAUUGUAACUUUGGUAAAGUACAAAGUCAAUAUAAACUCAUUGAAAGAGACAAAUAAAAAAAUGGAUCCAUCUUUGUUAAUUGUUACUCUUGGUACCAAAUUGGGACUUUGCGUUUAAUGGAUUGGACAAUCAACUAACAAGAUAUUGGUUCACAUCAAGAAUAUAUUACAUUUUGUUGAGGUCUAAAUUUACCGUUGGUAGUAAAACAAACAAACAAAUCACCAAUGAUGGUCAAGGAAAACCCCGAAAGUAAUGGUCAAGAACCGAUUGAAACAUCAGCAAUCAACAUAACUAAAAAUUAACCGUUACAAUAACAACACAACGAGUUACCUAAUUGAUUUGAUUAUUCCCAUAGACUGAUUGAUGAUCAAGCUUUUAUUGCUCUUCUUUUGGAAACAAUUUAACUAUUCAAGAAUUUAAAAUGUGAUGAUGAUAAUGAUGAAUAAUAUUCUGGAUUCAUGGGAUGGGCUUGAAUUGAACUGGAAAUCCGGUUUUCUAUUUACAUACCAGAACAAUGUGGAAGAUUAAAGAUUAAGAGGAUAAAAUAGCUUAUGGAUAAAAUGAGAUUGAGGUUCAAGGUGGAAAAUAAAUUGUUCAGAUGAACCUGGUUAAAGAAAUGAGGAUCAAGAUGAGGAUGGAGUAAAAGGGAUGGUGAAGGUAAAUUAAGGGCAAAAGUCGGAGAAACAAGUAAACAUUUUAUAUGGAAAAAAGUAUCAAAAAGAAAUGUAAACAUUAAAGGAUUUAAUUGAUGAAACUUAAUCAAAGGAAAUGGAGAUUAAAUUUCGUCAUCGUUUCCCUUUUAAAUGAUUUCUGAUUCUAUCCCGAAUUAGGUUUAUCUUAAUCAAACAAUUUGAUUACGUCUAUUGUCUCAGGUAAGAUUGUCUUGAUUCCUCCUCCAUUUGGAAGUUUUCUGAGUGAAACACCCAAUAGAAGGAGAGACAGAGAAAAAGAGAGAGAAAGAGAGAGAGAGAGACCGAAAGAGAGAAAGAUGAAGAAAAGGAUGAGAAAAAAGCUUUUGACCUGAGCCAAAGCUCUAAGAAUCAGGUUGUGAGGGAGAGAGAGAGAGCGAACGAGCGAUAGAAAAGAAAGAGAGAGAAUGAUGAUAACGAGAGAGAAAAGAGAGAGAGAGAGAGACCAGAGUGAGCUCGUCAGAACGGCAAGAGUUGUAGUUGAAAUGUUAUUCAAUCUGAUUCUGGUGGCGAAUGCAAGUUGAUGUUUUGUGUCGUGUUUGUAACGUUAAUUUUGUUUCUUUCAUUCAGUUCACAGAAUAGAAAAAGAAAAAAAGUUUUGUGAAUAAGAAAAGAGAGAAAAUAUAAAAUAGAAAAAGAAUAUUCUUUUUUUUUGUUAAUAUUCCAAUUGAUUUUCUUCUUCAAUUACCAUCACCAUGUUGUCCUCAAAUGGUUCCGAUGGUAAUCACUCCAAACCUUUGCGAUUACGUCGAGUUAAUCAUUCGGAUGAAGUUGUGAUCGGUUUUAGUAAACUUCUUAAAACCGAAUCAAUGACCGAUGUAACUUUAAUUUGUUCCGGUGGUCAAACCAUUCGAGCUCAUCGGGUUAUCCUUUCAACAUUUUCCCCCUAUUUCCGGGCCAUCUUUGAAUCUCAACCUUUCUCCAACAAUCCCUGCCAGUAUCCGGUCAUUGUAAUCAAAGACUUGGCUCUUAGUGAAUUAAGAACCAUCGUUGAGUUUAUUUACAAAGGUGAAGUUUCAGUGUCAAGGGAUAAAUUAUCAAUGGUCCUUCAAGCGGCCAAGGAGCUUGAGGUGUCCGGCUUAUCGGAUCUCAAAGUCGAUGGUCAUAAAUGUAGUGUUCAAAUGCAACUGAGUGAUGACCAGUGUAGUAUUAAUAGUAGUGGUCGACGGAAAAGUAAAACACCAAGGAAAACAAUUACUUCUGAUUAUAUUGGAUACAUGUAUCAAAAUGGUGGCGGUGGGUUAACAGAUAAACAUGAUAAUGAUGAUGAUACAAUUAUCUUAAAGUCAACCAUUGAUGAUGUUAGUGAUUAUAUUGAUGAAGAUGAUAUGAAUGGUGAUCAUGAUGAUGUUUAUGAGACAAAUAAUGGAGGUGGAAUUGAUCGAGAUAUGAUCUUCCAACGUCAACAGCAAUUACGAUUACAACAAUUACAACAACAAUCUAAAUAUCAUCAUCAUCAUUCACAACAAUCACAACAGCAAAAGUAUCAGCAACAAAUUCAGCUUCAAUUGUUACAAGAGCAACAAGAGGCCAAAUUAAUUGAACUUCAUCAACAAUUACGCCAAGUAUCUGGAUUAGGAUCUUCUAAUGAUACAAUUAUACCCGAUCAAGAUGAUUCAACGCCAGGAUUAAAUUGCUCCGAUGGUUAUGGUGAUGAUAGUUUCCCUUUAAUAACUGACCUUAGAACCGUUAAUUCAUCAACGGGUAAUCAUAACAAUAGCCUUUUAACCAAUGGUAAUGGUCAUCAUGAUAAUAACAAAAACGCCUCGGGUAAUAAUAAUAAUAACAAUAGUAACGGUGAUGGGUCAAGUGUCACAGGUAACGGUAAACCAGCAACACCUGAUUUCCUUCAACCUCGAGGUCCAGGUAGACCUCGAAAGGGAAACAAAUCAAAUGACAUCAGCCCGUGUCCCGAAUGUAAUAAAGUUUUCGUCCGACCCGAUGUACUUAAACUUCAUUAUCGAAGUGUCCAUCUAAACGAAAGGCAUCCAUGUAAUAUGUGUCCCAAAAUUUUCAAAUGGCCUGGUGACCUUUCCAAACACAAGCGAACCAAACACUCCGAGCAAAUGGCCGCUCUCAACGCAAAAAUGGCCGCAGCAAUUAGUUAAUCAUAAUUUCACAACACCAUAAUGACACAAAAAUUAACUAUAUGAACUAUUGAUGAACAAACCAAUUUAAAAGAAGAGGAAGAAAAAAAUUAAGACAUAAUUAUAAUUCAUUGUUAACUUAAUUGUCGUUAAUGUUGACAUACAUAUAUUUUUUUCCUCUCUCUCUCUCCAUCAUCAUCAUUAUCAUCUCCAUCUUCAUCUAUUAUUUUUCUUGUCCACCUCAAUCAUCAUCAUCAUUAUCAUCACCAAAAUUACGGAUAAUUAACCUUCAUCAUUUAAAUCAACAAUUGUUAAUUUGUGUUUCCAAAGCUUCACAAUUUUUUAAGACUCACCAAAAGUGUUUUUUUUUGUAAUAUUAUUUAUCUCAAGACUAAUUGCUAAUUACCUCGAAAACUGUUGUUCAAAAAACGAUUAAUUAACUUUUUUUUGGGACACAAUCACAAUAUAUAUCAUCAUCUCUCUAUCGUACAUAUAAAUAUAAACACAAUUUAUUAAUCAUCAUCUCAUUUGGUUGGAUUAGAGCCCAGAGAUUAUCCUGAUUUGUUUGAGAAUCAAAAAUUUUGUAUCUAAAUUUAUAUCUUUUUAUUUUGAAGGAACUGAGAAAAUGACUACACACAAAUGUACCUUAAUUACUGCUUGAAAUCCUAGUGAAAAAAUCAAAUCAUUAAGUCAAUUUAAUUAUUAACAAUCACAUUGACGAUGUGUUAAUUGUGAUUAACUUAAAUUCAAUCACAUUACCAAUUUAUAUACAAAGUGACUUAAUUGUUAUCUGACCAAAAAAUUGUUUCAUUUAUUUUAUUAUUAUUUUUUUUUUGGUUUUCUUGAAUCUCUGAUUAUUUUUUUAUCAUCAAUAUCAUCACACUCACAAUUAACAAUAACAAUUAAUUCAACAAUUUAUAUUUUGUAUGACAAUUUAUUUUUUUUUAAUUCAAAAGUCUAUGAUGAUUAACUAAUAACAAUUAUAUUUAAUAAUCUCCCACCGUUCAAAUUGCAAACCCUUUGAAAGAUUAACUUUAUUCAUUAUGUUGAUUAACUAAUUUGAUUAAGUUGAAUGAGUUUAAAUCAAUUAUUAUUAUUAAUUGUUGUAAAUACUAAUCUAGUAAUUAAUUUGAUAUUUUUUAACAUCAACACUUAACCGUUGUUGUUGUUUAUUUAAUUGUCACUUGAUCAUCUUUAAAUUAAUUGAAUCUUUAAUUCAACCAUAAUUAAAAAUUGAUGCAAAAUAAAUUAAUCAAAGUUAAUUGUUGAAAGAAAUUAUAUUUUUCAUAACUAAAUCAAUCAACCAAUUGGGUUUAUUAUUAUCAUUAUUUCAAUCACUUAAUUGUCAUUUUGAUUAUCUUGUAAAUUGUUGAUAUCGCAAUCAUGUAAUCAACUGGAUUGAAAGUUUUUUAAUCAACAAUCAAAGUGACACAUUGAUUUAAGUCCAGUUCAUUUUAAUUGUUGGAAAUAAAUUUAAAUUGUUAUCAUUUUCAAUUGAGCGAAGUGAUUAACUGUAUCUUUAACUUUGUCGGUCGUUAAUUGUUGAUAAAUUGCAACUCAGACCAGCGACUGAUUAAUUUUGUAAUCGUAAAUUG